This is a messenger RNA of Glycine soja, 1142 nucleotides long. Its product is annotated as proteasome subunit alpha type-4. Gene Ontology annotation, biological process: ubiquitin-dependent protein catabolic process. Gene Ontology annotation, cellular component: proteasome core complex, alpha-subunit complex; nucleus; proteasome core complex. Lineage: Eukaryota; Viridiplantae; Streptophyta; Magnoliopsida; Fabales; Fabaceae. The coding region runs from base 175 to 927 and encodes 250 amino acids. The record is from RefSeq and is a predicted model, not a curated record. The transcript is spliced from 2 exons.
GAGAAAAGGAAAAGGAUUCAUAAUCAUAAGUUUUCGUGUCCAAAGGGCAAUUCGAGUCUUUGAAAUCUCCCUUUCAAACCUUACACUCCUCAUUUCGUUUCCGUAGCAGUUUUCUCACACUUCACCGCUGCUUCCCCUUCACCUCCGAUUUCGUAUCAGUAGUCAGAGAUCAAAAUGUCUCGAAGAUAUGACAGCCGUACAACAAUCUUCUCCCCUGAAGGACGUCUUUACCAAGUGGAAUAUGCAAUGGAGGCUAUUGGUAACGCUGGUACCGCAAUAGGGAUCUUAUCAAAAGAUGGGGUUGUGCUGGUUGGUGAAAAGAAAGUCACAUCCAAGCUGCUCCAAACUUCAACUUCCACCGAGAAAAUGUACAAGAUUGACGAUCAUGUUGCAUGUGCUGUGGCUGGGAUAAUGUCUGAUGCGAACAUCCUAAUCAAUACCGCUAGGGUCCAAGCACAACGCUACACAUACGCCUAUCAAGAGCCCAUGCCAGUUGAGCAGUUAGUUCAGUCUCUCUGUGAUACCAAGCAAGGUUACACCCAAUUCGGUGGUCUUCGGCCAUUCGGAGUCUCGUUUCUGUUUGCGGGAUGGGACAAAAACUUUGGCUUUCAACUUUACAUGAGUGACCCUAGUGGAAAUUACGGUGGCUGGAAAGCUGGAGCCAUUGGGGCAAAUAACCAGGCAGCACAAUCAAUACUAAAACAGGAUUACAAGGAUGAUAUCACAAGAGAAGAAGCAGUGCAACUUGCAUUGAAGGUUUUGAGUAAAACCAUGGACAGCACAAGUCUAACCUCGGAAAAGCUUGAACUUGCAGAGGUUUUCCUUUCACCCUCUGGAAAAGUCAAGUAUGAAGUUUGCUCCCCAGAGGCCCUGACUAAGAUGUUGGUGAAGUCUGGUGUAACCCAACCUGCAACAGACACUGCCUAGUUUGCUAUUCCAUGCUUAUUGCACUUUGAUUAUGCCUAUCUUAUUCAUUUGUGGUGCUUUUGGCAUUAGAUGGCAGAUAUUGGCUCAAACAUUUUUCAAGUUAAAACACAUUGCAUGUUGGUAAUGCUAAUGGCUUUGUAUUAGAGAUAUUGAUGGUAUGUGCGUUCCAUUUGAUUAACCACCGAAUUUCCAUGAUUUGGUACUUAUUAUUUGAA